AUGAGUUGUCUGCGGGAGAUGCAUCUCGAUGAUCUGUUUAAAUUUAAUACGUUAGUCUUCGAUCCAUUCACAGAGGUCUAUCGCCUCAGCUUCUUUAUGCGCCAUCUCGCCCAGUGGCCCGAACUGGCGGUGGCUGCCAUAACACCCCAUGGCCAGUUGGCUGGUUUCAUUUUUGGCAAGUUCCAGCCCGGCAUGGAUGACACUGACAUGCAUGGCCACGUGUGUGCAUUGACCGUCGAAAUGCACUUUCGUCGCUUAGGUGUCGCCUCGCUCCUCAUGAACCACUUUGCACAAAUGCUGGACUACAAGAAUGCCUGGUAUGUGGAUCUGUAUUUGCGGUGCAGUAAUGAGAGUGCCUACAAGCUCUACUGCUCUCUGGGCUACUGUCUGCGCCGUGUCUUGCUAGAGUACUAUCCGGGCGAUCCCGACGAGGAUGCCUACGAUAUGCGGAAGCCACUGGCCAUAGACGUGCAGCAGACGUCUUUGCUGCAUGCCAGCAGGCAGGCGGUGCACCUGCCCAGCGACGAGGAAAGCGACGAUGACUACAAUUAG
This is a messenger RNA of Drosophila hydei, 552 nucleotides long. Its product is annotated as N-alpha-acetyltransferase 20. Gene Ontology annotation, cellular component: NatB complex. Gene Ontology annotation, molecular function: protein-N-terminal amino-acid acetyltransferase activity. Gene Ontology annotation, biological process: N-terminal peptidyl-methionine acetylation. NCBI's taxonomy places the organism in Eukaryota, Metazoa, Arthropoda, Insecta, Diptera, Drosophilidae. The transcript has a single exon. Bases 1 to 552 code for a protein of 183 amino acids. The record is from RefSeq and is a predicted model, not a curated record.